UUCCAGUAAGAUUGGAGAAUCAAAUUAGGAGUAAAAACGUAAUACUGUAAAGUGCAAAGUGACAAAAUAUAACUUACAUUGUAUAUGCUGCUAGCAUCUUUCUUGAAUCUGGAACCAUUACAAACUCACAGUUUCUCGUUAUAGUCAAGCGACUUGAUGCGCUGAAUCCAAUUGAAGAUAAUAUCGAUUGAACCCCACGGGCCCACGGAACAACGAAACAUUUAUCACGAAAAAUUCAAUUAUACUAGUCUCAUAUAGUCGAUAAUAUCCUGCCUAUACUAAUACAAGACUAGUAUAGAUUGUUUUGGCAGGACUCAUGCAUGCAGGGUCAUUAUGAUAUUAAAGACAUCAGCCAUGAAAUAUUUGCGGAGGCGUAGUGUGCUUUGUGUGUGUUAGAUCUGUGAAUUGAAAUAUUUUAGAGUUUAUACUGGUCUGAAUGUUUUUGGCACGCGUCAGAAAAACUUCAGCUGAUCAUGUUUGGGUUUUUCCGUUAACUUGCGUUUCGUGCGGGUUUGAGCAGAGGCCAAAUUUACAUCAUUCAAUUGCUACGUUCUUCAAUGGCCCAUGCCGCGCGGUUUCUAAAAACCGAAACCUUCGCGGUUUCGUUUGGAAUGUUGUAAAAUGCGGAUAAUAUAACCCUGCGAAGUUUGCCGUUUUCCAGUCAUUUUGUAUUACGCGCGGGAAAUUGAUACCUUUUUUCAGAAAGCGGUAAUCAAUUUCCCGUGCGUAAUACAAAAUGACUGAAAAACGGCAAACUUCUCAGGGCUAUAUUAUCCGCAUUUUACAUUAACGGAAUAUUACUAAUUUUGUGAUGCUCUUUCAAACUGUGAUGACAUUUUUGUCUAGACAUGUCUAGAUUAAAAUUUUGUUCAUUAGGGAAUAGGUCCAUUGAAAAGCCGUUUUCUUCUUUCAAAUUUUUCAAAAUAUCACACACGCGAAAUCCUUCGCGGUGUAGACGAAUGACUUUAAGUUUUAGCUCGACUGUUAAUCGAGGCAUUUCUAAUUGUUAGUGUUACACCAUUUACUGUUGUAAAUUGUGUCUCUUGGGGGAAACGCAGCAUUUAUUUAUAUUUAUAGUGUUAUUGACUAGUGUAAUUUGACACUGGUGACAGUAUUCGCCGGUAUUCGGUAACAUUGUGAAAACUGGGCAUGCAUGCAUGCACAAAAUUCCUGAACAUUGACUUUAAUAUUUUAUCACAUACAAUAGCUACGGUAUAUAUAUAUAAUUUUCGAGAACUUACUCAAAACUCUAAUCUCUGUGAAAAACAUACUUUUUAUGUGUUUGAAGAAAAAAUGCUCACAUCACAAUGCAUACAGUUGUAGUUAAUUAGGAUUCUUGACCAAAGUAAAAGAAAUCAAAUUUUGGCACAUUCUUCAAUACUAUAUAGCUGAGAAAAUUUGACAAGAUAAUGCAGUUGUUUGAAAAAUUUAUAUAUUUGUAUUUGUAGUUUUAUACUUAUAAGCUGGCAAAACCAAAACCAACAACACAUAUUUUCAUGCGCAUCAUGAUGAAAAAUUUCUGAUAUUACUCGCGGUUACAAAUUGACCCAAAUAGAGUUUUGCCUUUUGGGAAAAUUCGGCCUGACACAGUUUGCAAGCUAACAACAUUCAUAUAUUCAUUGAACACAGAUUAUAGAUGGGGAAAACUGAAAUUUUUCUGUCCAAAAACAUUCAGGCCACUAGAGUAAAGAGAUUCUAAAAUAUUUCAAUUCACAGAUCCAACACGCACAAAGCACACUACGCCUCCGCAAAUAUUUCAUGGCUGAUUUCUUUAAUAUCAUAACGACCAUGCAUGAGUCCUGCCAAAUUGACAAUCUAUACUUGCAUUAGUAUAGGCAGGAUAUUGUCGACUAUAUGAGACUAGUAUAAUACUGGUACUUUGCGAUAAAUACACAGUAUGUUCGUGUUUCGUUGUUCCGUGGGGCUCAAUCGAUAUUAUGUUCAAUUGGAUUCAGCGCAUAACGAGAUCGAAACUGUGAGUUUGUAAUGGUUCCCGAUUCAAGAAAGAUGCUAGCAGCAUAUACAAUGUAAGUUAUAUUUUGUCACUUUGCACUUUACAGUAUUACGUUUUUACUUGUAAUUUGAUUCUCCAAUCUUACUGGAACUACAAGACAACGUCGACGAGUACUCGAUAUUUAUAUUGUUAAACAGCGUCAGCGAACUCGAUGCUAAUUCUUACAACCGGACCAUAUUUGAAUAUAUAGUCCCAUAUUUAAAUAUGGCAUUUGUUCGUCCAAUCAUUCGCAUUUUCGUGUCAUUUUUACCGUUUUGAUUGAUAUGGACUCAGCUAUAGUUAACGCUUCUAAGACUGUCCGUCCAUCUACGAACUUUGUUCGAAGAAAAUAUGUCCCACCAUGUGGCAGUCGUUUAUAAACACGCUAAUAUCUAUCAUACUAGGUUUCAUAUAACUAUGGCGUUUUAUCAUUUAGCUGAAUUAUUCGCUUCAUAUUUGUACAAAUUGUCUGAGCCUUUUGACUCGCAAGCACUCGCUAGUUGCGACUAGCGAGUAGCGAGUGCUUGCGAGUGAGAUGAAAUGCGAGUACUCGCGAGUAGCGAGUCAGAACGAGUACUCGCUUUGACUCGCGCGCACUCCCUACGCGCGAGUGGACGUACCCUUACUCGCGACAGGUACUGUAUUUAGUAUUUUUGGUAUUGCGUAUACUGUUUUCAGAAAUCAACAGAUAUCCUAAUUAGUCUAGUGGAAAUUAUAUAAGAAUAUUGUAAUUUUCCUGAAAAAAAUACUGCCGAUAUAUCUACAUUAUUCGUAUUUCUUUGUCAAUAUCGGCAAAAUGCAGCAAAAUUGUAUAGUUGAUCUGGGUUUAACAAACAAAUGUUUGUGAAAUGUGUACAAUAAACCAUCUUGGUCAGAGCUACCUGAAAAAUAUUAUUUCAGGUAGCUUCAACCGAAAUGAAUUGUGGACAACUACCUAAAUUGACCCCAAUUAUGUAUAACUCUAUUUAGAUUGAGGACCAAAGUUAGCUAUGUGGAAUAGAGAAAACAACCUACAUAUAGGCAGCUAGACACAGAGAUGCCAAUGGAUUCACAUUUUUAGACUUUUUGGUGACAUCAAUUAGUUUAGUCGUUAUAGUUGUGUGUAAUGUUAGACAAAAAAAGAAAUACCUGGGUUUCCUAUUUCUUGUUGCAAAAAUUUAGGGGUAGGUUAGGCUAGGUUUUCUCUUGAUAAAAACAGAUUAUACUUUACAUUUGUAGCCACUGUAGUACAAAACUAAGUAACUAACACCAAGGAGUCUGGACUGGGCAUGAUUGCUCCAAGUUGUUUGCAAACUUCAGAUAAAAAGAUUUGGGUUGGUGAUUUCAUCGUCCAAAAGCUAGGUAGUGUCGGGAAACCCAGGUACUUCUUUUAUUGGCUUUAGGAUAGACUGCACUGUAGUUAAAAUGCUGUAAUUUCAGUGAAAGUGUGUUUGAGUAUACUGUAUUUAGAUCUAGUGAUCUACUUUGGUUCAGUAUGUGCUGUAUACAGACUGUGGAAUUGAAACAAUUCCUACAAGAAUGUUCUAUUAUUUAGGCUUAGACCUGGUCCUAAAGUCACCUCAAGUUCCAGCAAUUUAGGGCGACUUUAGGCAACUUGAGAAUUUGGAGGAAAAAUUGGUAGUACCUUACUACUUCAGGCAACUUAGUGGGAAUUGACGGUGUAUGGAUACGUUAAUGCCUUUUUGGAAAUAUCUCCUAUCCAUCCCCAUCCUCCCUAUCCCAAGGCGACAAAGGACAUUAAUUAACUAGAUGUGUCAACCAGAAACUCCACCAUUAACUUGAGGUAUCGCCAUCCCCUGCAGGUCAUUAACAGUAAUUAAACAUCUUUCAGAGACAAAAUGUAUACUGCACUUGUUUAGGCACAGAGCUUCCAACACUGCCAAAUCUUAAUUGCAACCUACCAUGAUUUCUCUAAUCAGACGCUUCUAAACCCUCUCCCUCUGAUGAAUUUUUGACAAGAAAUAAAUGAAAACAACUAGAUAUUCUGGGGUAAAUAUGCGCGAAAGCUUCGGAUUGAUAGGGAUAAAACUACCUGAAAAAUACAAGGAGAACUUCGACGUUUCGAGCGAAGACCCUUGUACUGUUAGUGUUUGUAUACAUCGUACUUGACCUUUACUGAUUCAUGAAAAAUAUAAUCUCUUCAAAAAUGAGAGUGAAGUGUGGACCUGCGGUUGAUUUCUUUAAAACUGGACUAAAGGUUUACAUUUCCCUGACAUUGGAUUAUUGAAGUUGCUCUCGUAUACUAUGUACUUUAAAUUUAUGCUCUCCUGUCACAGUUAAUGGUAUACGUAGUGGACGUUAGGUCAACACUUCACAGCAAACAUUCUCUCAUUCUUGAGGAGAUUAUAUUUAUCAUUUUAUAAUGAAUACCGACAGUAGAGGUCAAGUACGAUGUAUACAAACACUAACAGUACAAGUCGAAGGGUCUUCGCUCGAAACGUCGAAGUUCUUGUAUUUUUCAGGUAAUUGUAUCCCUAUCAAUCUGAAGCUUUCGCGCAUAUUUACUCCAGAAUAUUUAGUUUUCAAUUGAUUUCAGUGUAAAAAGUAUCUAAUUUUCGACGAGAAAUUCCAAAUACUUUGUUUAUAUUUUGCAACAAUUGCCGAGCAUGCGUACAACUCACGUUGGAAAUGCAACGUGAAUCAAUUCGAUUUCUCCAGAGCUAUACCCAACUCUUAACCUGCGAACAGGCAUGCUCUGGGGCUGAUAAUUUGUCAAGGAAACAUGCAUUUGUCAUUACCAAAAAAGGAUCUUUGCGAUUUAGGUUGUCGUAGAAUGUCCAACGAGCGAACCAGUUUGAACUUACGCUGUUGGUAUUUAGCGUGCCAGUUUCCUGUCCCCUUACUGCUGGCAUGUGGAUACGGCAGGACCUUGUGCUGCAUUUGGAUUACAAACCCUAACAUUCUAACAUGAGAAAUUGUACUCCACUCAAGUGUAUCUGCAAUCAGGCGAAAUUAUAAAAUGAUAUAUAAAAAUAGAGAUCGGAAGAGGGAAUUACCUAAAUGAAGUACAAUGCGCUUUCCUGUCAUGAUGGCCGAAAUGCCGCUGAUUUACCUUCGGAACACUGAUAAGUGCGCAAAAAGCAUUGAAUCCAUUGAUAUCAAAGUUGUUUUUUGUUGUAAUACGAAAAUUGAUAGGAAAAGACGAAGUUCGUUCACUAUUAAAGUACGAUGCAAAAAUGUGUAUCAAUGAUACAUCUCAGUACUUUGUCCUCGUGUAAUAUCAAUGAACAUGCAUUCGUCCUCGUAUAAUAUUAAUAAUAUUAUUGAACAUGACAUGGGUAUCGACAUAGAUUUGGUCGAAAGAUCAAAGCUUGACUAGACGACAAAUUCGGUGAACAAGGCAAGUGGUUGUAAAUGCGAACAAGAUUGCAAUUCAGCUCAGCAUUCAGUUGGCGAAAGUGAAGAGAAGAUGAAAGUCAUGAAACAAUACAAAAGUUUAUAUGUAUAUAAUUUUUGCUUGUAUAAUAUUGAACAGAAUUCUUCAAAAUCUUAUUAAACUCAACGACAAUAGUUAGAACAAUCCUGGCGUACAAUUACUACAUGAAAUGCAACAUGAUUAAGAAAAUUGCACAAGUGCAGCCUGAUUUAGCAUAAUAUUCAAUAUGCUGCUGUUUUGGAUGCGGUCAAAAAUAUUCAAUGACAAUGUGCAUAAUUAUGAUCUCAAAUAUGACUAUAUAUAAACCAAUUUAAAUGCAAUGAGCCCAAUCGUUUCUUUUGCUCUGGCUAACUUCAAAUGAUUUUACUUAUUGCAAGACUCUUCCCUAGUGUAAUGUAUGCAAAGCAUCUUGGGGGUAAAUAUAUAUCGUCUUAAUUACAUAACAUGGUGUCAGGAAAGAUAGCCAUCCGAUAAAAAACCCAUAGAAAUACAAGGAGUAAAGGUCCGACAACAAGUGUAAACGGAAAUGGAGGGGUUUCCAGCCUCAAAUAUGCCCAAAAUGAACUGGUCGACUUGCCAGCAGCAUGGAAAUCGUUUCAACAACAUUGUGAAUUUGCUUUUGGUGGGCCACUAAAAGGCAAAUCUGAAGAACAAAGAUGCAACUAUCUGAUGAUAUGGGUUGGAGAGAAAGGCCGAGAUGUAUAUAAUACCUGGAAUUUAACAGGCGAAGAAUCGAAAAAGCUCUUUAAGGCCGGAUUCCACGAGGCGGAAUUUUUCGACCGAAACGAAAUUUCUCUUUGUCUUUUUACAAUUAGUUCUGCUUGAGAGCUCAUGAAACAAAGAGAAAUUUCGAUUCGGUCGAAAAAUUUCGCUUAGUGGAAAACCGCCUUUAGUCACUACUUACUACGAAAGAUUCGAAGAGUAUGUAAAGCCCAAAUCAAAUAAUGUUUUUGCUCGUUACAAGUUUCAUAAUAUAGUACAGCAAGAAAAGGAGCCAUUCGAGCAGUUCUUGACUAAACUCAAGUCGAAGUUAAAGAUUGUGGAUACAAAGACCCAGACGAAAUGGUUCGAGAUCGAGUAGUAAUCGGUUGUUAUUCGUAAAAAGUACGAGAGAAAUUAAUGCAAGAAGGAUCUGAACUAACCUUGGAAAAGGCAAUUGAUAUCGCUCGAACACAAGAAAUGUCGAACACCUAGCUUCAAAGUAUGGCACCUGAAGAUAACAAUGUACACAGCCUCAGAGACGAACGAGAGACAAAAUUCCAAUAUAAAGAUGACAAACGACGAAAAGGCUCAAACACCAGAGACGGUUAUACUUAUAGACAACACUGCAGCAAGUGUGGUAUAAAACAUGACCAAAAUAAAUGUCCAAAGAGGAGUCUGAAGAGAGUGACAGUGAACUAUAUGUUGAUUCUGUGGGAACUACAGAUGCCAUAAACAAAAAUGAAUGGUGUGAAGAUGUAAAAAUUGCGGAAAAAACUGUAAAUGUUCAGCUCGAUACAGGUGCAAGGUGUAAUGUAAUUUCCAUCAAAGAUCUUCAACGUCUCGAAAUCAACACAAAUAUAAAGAAACCAGAAGCACAGCUCAAGUCAUACUCUGGUCAUGUCAUCAUAACUAUUUUACCAUGUGAGUACAAAAGAAAAACAUACCAAGUAAAGUUCCGUGUUGUUGAUAUUCCAGCACCACCAGUAUUCAGUGCCAACACAUGCAAAGAAUGGGUCUAGUAGAAAGAGUACAUGCAGUGGAGACCUCGAAGUCACAAGAUCAUCACAAUGCAGAUCCCCUCUCGCCACCAAAAUAACCUCAACCCAACAACAUGAACUGUUGAAAGGAUACGAUGAGUUGUUUACUGGUCUUGGAUGUUUGCCUGGUGAACAUACCAUUGAACUUGAUCGUUCGUAUACCACUGUUGUCCACCCACCAAGGAGAGUCCCGUUAGCCCUGAAAGAACAGAUCAAAGCAGAAUUACAGAGGAUGGAAGAUGCUGGUGUUAUCGCCAAACAAACAGAACCCGCGAAAUAA
Paramuricea clavata is the source of this 7388-nucleotide messenger RNA. The record is from the annotation of a GenBank genome assembly. Lineage: Eukaryota; Metazoa; Cnidaria; Anthozoa; Malacalcyonacea; Plexauridae.